GUUACAGCAGAAGUAGGUUAAGGAGAAUCAGACUCUAUGAAAUAACACAAAAGAACAAACAAGCAGCAAAGUGAACAUGCUCCACAGAAAACCGUCAAAUGCGUCUGACAAACCAAAGAGUAAGCCAAGGAGAUCGUCAAGCUUUGGCAAGUUUGACCAGUUCAGGAACCAUGUUCGCCAAGCCAAGUCUGAGGAGGCCGGAGACUCUGAGCCGUGUGCGGAGGCGGAGGAGAGUCCUGAGUGUGAGGACAGCAAGCAGCAGCAGCAGCAGCAGCAGCACGGGGCCAUCUCCAGGAAGAUGAAGGCCAUCUCCAUGACCAUGAGGAAGCGCAUGGGCAAGAAGUACAUCAAAGCACUCUCAGAGGAAACGGGGGAGGAUGGAGCGGAGGCCCAGGAGAAGGAAGCAGCGGACACGGACAGCAGCAGCUCAUUGGCUAAAACCUGCAGACAUUCCGGCAACUCCCUGGAGAGCCUCUACAGUCACAACAGUGGACAGAGCUCCUCCAGCGGCGUGACGAGUGGCUCGGAGGGCUCGAGCAACAGAGACAGCCUGAGGCUGGAGGAGGAGCCGGCGGCCUACACGGGGGCCUUCUGCGGACGCGCACGCGUACACACAGACUUCGUACCCAGCCCCUACGACACAGAGUCCCUCAGACUCAAGGUGGGCGACAUGAUCGACGUGAUCAGCAAGCCGCCCAUGGGCAUCUGGACGGGCAUGCUGGGCGGCCGCGUGGGCACCUUCAAGUUCAUCUACGUGGAGCUGGUGGUGGAGAAGGAGCCGGAGCCCAGGCGGCGGGCCCCCAACGCGGCCAGGAGCAAGAGGCCGCGACCCAACACCCUCCUGGAACUCCUCGCAUGCCUCAACCUGGAGGAGCAUGCCUCGUCUCUGAUGCUGAACGGCUACCAGACGGUGGAGGACUUGAAGGAGUUGAGGGAGCAGCACCUGAUCGAGCUCAACAUGAGCGACCCCGAGCACAGACACAGGCUGCUCGCCGCCACCGAGUGCCUGCACGAACCAGAACAUGUCACCAAAGAUGGCGAGGAGACGCCCCCAAUGUCACCGUCAGAGGACCUGAAGGCGGAGCUAAAGGACUGUCCGCGAGACUCCGGCUGCUACAUCCCCUCGGACGCCUCCGACAGCGGGGGCAAAGACGUCAACUUCCUAGACGACAGCGGGACAAGCAAAGACGACUCCGUCAACCUCCUAGCACUGGAAUCCUCGCCAGCAGAGGCUUGAUGACAACACAGUCCAUCAACAUCAACAGCACCCUUCACACUCUUACACACACCACCAAACCAGCACUCAUAUACAGUAGGCCUACCCCAACAUGUACACGCCACCAACCUUACACACAUGUGGUAUGUACUCUGCUCAG
Engraulis encrasicolus (European anchovy) is the source of this 1376-nucleotide messenger RNA. It is a transcript of the gene samsn1b, whose product is annotated as SAM domain, SH3 domain and nuclear localisation signals 1b. The coding region runs from base 77 to 1237 and encodes 386 amino acids. Gene Ontology annotation, molecular function: protein binding. The transcript has 8 exons. The record is from RefSeq and is a predicted model, not a curated record. Lineage: Eukaryota; Metazoa; Chordata; Actinopteri; Clupeiformes; Engraulidae.